AUGGUCGAUGAAACUAGUGUAGCGUAUGAGUCUACCGGUUUACAACGUCAUGAGAUAAAGUUUGGCGAAGUAUCACGGAAAAAAUCAAAAGUUAUUGCGUCUACUAAUAGUGUCAUCGCUUCCGAUGACGUCCAUUUGCCUGUUACAGAAAUACAUUUAAAGUCGCAUGAGUGGUUUGGUGAUUUCAUCACGAAACAUGAAGUUCCUCGUAAGGCGUUUCAUUCAUCUAUUGGUUUUAUUACGUUAUAUUUCUAUACUCAAAAUGUUGACUAUAAGAAGAUUAGUCUACCACUAGUAACAGCAUUUAUUCCAAUAUUCAUAUUAGAUGUCAUAAGAUUACGUUGGCCAUUUUUUAACAAGAUAUAUUGCCGUUGUGUGGGUGCCUUGAUGAGAAAGAAGGAAAUUCAUACAUAUAAUGGUGUCCUUUGGUACCUAUUAGGUCUUAUAUUUUCUUUUUCAUUUUUCUCCAAAGACGUUGCACUAAUGUCUCUUUUUCUUUUAAGCUGGUGUGAUACUGCAGCAUCAACGUUUGGAAGGAAGUAUGGCCACUUGACUCCAAAAAUUGCUAGAAACAAGUCAUUGGCAGGUUCGCUGGCGGCAUUUACCGUCGGGUUCACCGUUUGCCUAACAUUUUAUGGAUACUUUGUCCCGGCCUUCGAUGUCAAUAAGCCUGGUGAAAUAGAAUGGACGCCUGAAACUAGCAGAUUAAACUUAGUCAGUCUUUCUGUACUUGGUGGUUUCGUUGCUUCAUUGAGCGAAGGAAUUGAUUUGUUCAAUUGGGAUGAUAAUUUUACUAUCCCCGUCCUAUCUUCAAUCUUUUUACACUGUGUUAUCUAUGGCUUUAAAAUAUAG
Molecule: messenger RNA, 852 nt
Organism: Kazachstania africana CBS 2517
Lineage: Eukaryota; Fungi; Ascomycota; Saccharomycetes; Saccharomycetales; Saccharomycetaceae
Gene: DGK1
Product: diacylglycerol kinase
Exons: 1
Coding region: 1-852 (283 amino acids)
Biological process (GO): phosphatidic acid biosynthetic process
Cellular component (GO): endoplasmic reticulum membrane
Molecular function (GO): ATP-dependent diacylglycerol kinase activity
Source: RefSeq, a predicted model, not a curated record